AUGGCGUCUUCGUUUGUGGGCGGGGCCCUGGGGACUCUUGCUCUUCAGAUACACGGUCUUGCUGAGCAGUGGAGCUGGGCUCAGUCUGGACCUCCUGACAGGCUGUGCUGUGCGGCCGCCAUUAAGAGCAGCAGUAGCUUUUCAGAUAAAGCAAUGGAUUUUAGUGGGUUAUCAAAUAGGUUGACAUCAUCCACAUACAUCGUGUACAUGGGAGAACUGCCGGAGGAGGGGAUAUCUACAGUGGAUGAACACCACAAUCUUCUGCAAGAAACAAUUGGAAAUGAAAGGAUAGCUAGAGAAUCAAAGAUACACAGCUACGGACGAAGCUUUAACGGGUUUGUGGCAAGACUGUUGCCUCAUGAAGCUAAGAGCUUAUCGCAGAAAAAGGGCGUCGUUUCAGUGUUUCCUAACACUGUACAAAAGCUUCGAACCACAAGAUCGUGGGAUUUCAUUGGAAUGCCGGAGACGGUUGAAAGAAACCAUCAAGUAGAGAGCGAUACCAUAGUUGCUGUCCUGGAUACAGGAAUAUGGAUUAAGUCACCAAGUUUCAACGAUGAAGGCUACGGUCCUCCACCUCCAAAAUGGAAGGGCAAAUGCGCCAAGGGUGCUAACUUCACUGGAUGUAACAGAAAGGUGAUUGGCGCACAAUACUUCAAUCUGGGAGGAGGUGCUUCGGACGGGCCAAUUAGUCCAGUGGAUCUUGUAGGACAUGGCACCCAUACAUCCUCGACUGCUGCUGGCGUACCCGUUCGAGAUGCGAGCUUGUUCGGCCUGGCCAAAGGGACUGCACGAGGAGGAGUGCCUUCGGCCCGUAUUGCCAUGUACAAAGUCUGCUGGGGCGUGGGAUGCGACGACAUGGACCUCUUAGCAGGGUUCGAUGCUGCAAUUGCUGACGGCGUGGACAUCAUAUCAGUGUCCAUCGGAGGACCUUCAAGAAGGUUCUUCGAGGAUCCAAUGGCAAUUGGAUCCUUCCAUGCUCUGAAGAGAGGAAUCUUGACUUCUUGUUCUGCAGGAAAUUCCGGGCCUGAUUUGCAAUCCGUUGAGAAUGUCGCCCCAUGGAUCAUGACUGUAGCUGCUAGUAGCAUAGAUCGACAAUUUGUAUCGACCGUCAAGUUGGGUGAAGGAAACACAAUAUCUGGAGUUUCUAUUAACACUUUCACACCCAAGAAACAAAUGUAUCCUUUAACAAACGGCGAUCGUGCAGCAAAUAGUAGCACGGCGAAUUAUGGAAAUGUCAGUGCUUGUGAUUAUGGCACUCUAAGCGCGAGUAAAGUGAGAGGCAACAUAGUAUUCUGCCGUGGACGAGGCCAAGACUCCACCAUUCAAGAAUUGGGAGGAGUCGGAGUAAUCAUGUCAGCGGAUCAGUACACAGACAUGGCUUUUGCUUACUUGAUACCUGCAACCACUGUAAAUUUUACCGACGGCGAACUGAUUGAUCACUACAUCAAUUCGACCAAGGCCCCCAAAGCUGUUAUAGACAAGGCAGUAACAGUUAAUAUGACGGCACCAUUCAUUGCAUCCUUUUCAUCCAGAGGGCCACAAGUGAUUGCGCUCAACAUUCUCAAGCCUGAUGUUGCUGCACCAGGACUCGACAUACUAGCUGCUUAUUCCCAAUUGGUUUCCCUGACUGGUGAUACCAGCGACAAACGGAUUGUAGAAUAUAAUAUCUUGUCAGGAACAUCAAUGGCAUGUCCUCAUGCUGCUGCAGCCGCCGCCUAUGUGAAGACGUUUCAUCCCAAAUGGUCUCCUGCUGCUAUCAAGUCUGCUCUGAUGACUACCGCAAAAUCAAUGAAGAUCAAGCCAAUAGGUCUCGCAUUAGCCUCCGGUGCAGGCCAAAUCAACCCGAGAAAGGCAUUGGAUCCCGGGCUAGUCUAUGACCUCGAUGUCAACUCUUACGUAAGCUUUCUUUGUAAAGAGGGAUACAACGACUCAGCCAUUACAGCAAUUACUGGUGACAGGACAAGCAACUGCUCAAGCUUCCCACCUGCCAAAGGAACUGAUGGCCUGAACUACCCUUCCAUGCACUUGCAACUGGUGGAUCCUACGUCGAACAAUACCAACAUUUCUGCAAUUUUCUACCGCACGGUGACGUAUGUUGGGGAAGGUAAAACAGUAUACAGAGCAAAGGUUAAGUCGCCUAAGGUUCUGUCUGUCACAGUUGUUCCAAAGGUCCUGUCUUUCACCAAGCAACACCAGAAAAGGUCUUUCAAAGUGAUGGUGAAGGGGAAUUUUGUUCGGCGAAAGUCAUGGUUAAUGUCAGCAUCACUUGUGUGGAGUAACUGUAGGCACAAUGUCAAGAGUCCUAUCUUAAUAUACCGGCCACCAGUUUAGGG
This is a messenger RNA of Coffea arabica (coffee), 2333 nucleotides long. Its product is annotated as subtilisin-like protease SBT4.15. Gene Ontology annotation, biological process: proteolysis. The record is from RefSeq and is a predicted model, not a curated record. Lineage: Eukaryota; Viridiplantae; Streptophyta; Magnoliopsida; Gentianales; Rubiaceae. Gene Ontology annotation, molecular function: serine-type endopeptidase activity.